ACCCUACCUCAAUAUUGUUUUGUGCUUACGGCAGCCAGCUAUUGGACACUCAACGGCAAUCUGUCUUCGCGUGUGAGAUUUCGCCAUCCCUUUAAACGCAAUGUACGGCACAUUGAGCCGGCAUUUGUUAAAAUAAUGUCCGAGGACACCAGCUGUGGAACAUGUCAAAGACUUGCUGACUGCUGCUUGCGUAUUUCGAAGUGGUGUCCUAUCCUUGUAGUAGCCGUCAUAGUGCUGUGGUCGUACUAUGCUUACGUGGUAGAAUUUUGCGUUUUCAGUGUGGAUACAACAUACGAGAAUAUAGUGUACCUGUUGGUUUUUCAUUUUCUCUUUGUUUUAGUAUUGGUGGCGUACUGGAGAACUAGUUUCACGCACGCCGGAGAAAUUCCGGAUAAUUUCCAAAUUCCACAGCCUGAAACAUCCAGUCAACUCGAUGUCAACAAUUGUGCAAGCAUGAAUGAACACUUAGAAGAAAUUGUUAGAAACAUUGGAGUGAAAACGCGAACAGCAACGGGGGAUAUUCGAUACUGCGAAAAAUGUCGGCUCAUUAAACCUGACAGAGCACAUCACUGCAGUGCCUGUGGGAAAUGCAUUCUCAAAAUGGAUCAUCACUGUCCAUGGGUUAACAAUUGCGUUGGUUUUAACAAUUACAAGUUCUUCAUGCUGUUUCUGGUAUAUGCUAUGUUGUAUUGCGUUUUCAUCGGGAGUUCAACGUUGAUGUACUGCAUAAGGUUUUGGAAACAGCAGACGCAGAACAAUAAGUGGCAAGUUUAUAUCCUAUUCCUGUUAUCUGUUAUGUUUCUUAUCAGCAUAGCACCGUUAUUUUUUUACCACUGUUUUCUUCUCCUAGACAACAGGACGACUCUAGAAGCAUUUAGAGCGCCAGUGUUUCUGCAUGGAAUUGAUAGGGACGGAUUCAACUUGGGCAGAAGUAAAAAUUUUAGGGAAGUCUUUGGAGAAAAUUGGCUUUUAUGGUUUCUUCCAGUGUCAAGCACUCCUGGUGAUGGCGUUCACUUCCCAUUACGCAUUCGUAACUCAGGCAGAACGUACAAUACUGUGGAGAGAGGUGACAGUCAUUUUAAACGCAAUCAUGAAUAUGGUGAAGUAAAGUGAAUCCAGCAAUAGACCCGACUUCUGACAGUCGCUCCCGAGAGAGCAAGGAUCAAGUGUGAAUGAGUGAAUACAGAUCUUUCUUGAGUCGGCUUUUAAAACUCUGGUAAACAGACGGCUUACAGAGUGUCUUAACAAUACGGCAACAAUUCGGUACGGUACUUUGUGUUUAAGAUAGUACGAGCAUGAACAUCAAUCCAUAAAAAAGAAUAAGCGUCAGUUGUACUACAUAUUCACGCAUUCUUCAUAUUUAUUUAGAAAUAAAACAUGUAAUCGUAAAUUCUA
Messenger RNA from Schistocerca gregaria, 1395 nucleotides. RefSeq names its product palmitoyltransferase ZDHHC20-like. Bases 136 to 1113 code for a protein of 325 amino acids. Gene Ontology annotation, molecular function: protein-cysteine S-palmitoyltransferase activity. The transcript has a single exon. Gene Ontology annotation, biological process: protein targeting to membrane; peptidyl-L-cysteine S-palmitoylation. The record is from RefSeq and is a predicted model, not a curated record. Gene Ontology annotation, cellular component: endoplasmic reticulum; Golgi apparatus. Lineage: Eukaryota; Metazoa; Arthropoda; Insecta; Orthoptera; Acrididae.